AUGGCCCCCUCGGCGCAAUUCGUGAACGGCUGCAAGACGUUCAUCCCUCUUGAGAACAACCCAGAUGUACUCGCCCACCUCUGCGAGAAUCUCGGAGUCGCACCCGGCUUGAGCUUCCACGAUGUUAUUUCUACAUCGCCAGAGAUGCUCGAGUGGAUUCCCCGUCCUAUCCAUGCUCUCGUAGUCCUCGCCCAUGACCCGAUCUACAAUGCGGCUCGUUCCGCCAUAGAACCGACGAUCCCCGAAUAUCAGGGCUCUGGCCCCGAUGAGCCGGUCGUCUGGAUGAAACAAACUAUCGGCCAUGCCUGUGGACUUAUGGCCCUUCUACACUGUCUCUUCAACUACGAAGGUGGACUCUAUGUUGCCCCCGACUCCGAACUGGAUAAACUCCGAACACGGGCGAUUGAAUUGGGGCCAGCUGAUAGGGCGGACUUGCUUUACAACUCGAAGUUCUUGGAAGAUGCGCAUAUGGAGGCUGCUUCUAGGGGGGUCAUCAAAUCCCCCUUCUCCCGCCGAUGA
Molecule: messenger RNA, 519 nt
Organism: Penicillium cosmopolitanum
Lineage: Eukaryota; Fungi; Ascomycota; Eurotiomycetes; Eurotiales; Aspergillaceae
Exons: 2
Coding region: 1-519 (172 amino acids)
Biological process (GO): protein deubiquitination; ubiquitin-dependent protein catabolic process
Cellular component (GO): cytoplasm
Molecular function (GO): cysteine-type deubiquitinase activity
Source: RefSeq, a predicted model, not a curated record